This is a messenger RNA of Aureobasidium melanogenum CBS 110374, 1062 nucleotides long. RefSeq names its product GroES-like protein. The transcript has 3 exons. NCBI's taxonomy places the organism in Eukaryota, Fungi, Ascomycota, Dothideomycetes, Dothideales, Saccotheciaceae. The record is from RefSeq and is a predicted model, not a curated record. Gene Ontology annotation, molecular function: oxidoreductase activity; zinc ion binding. Bases 1 to 1062 code for a protein of 353 amino acids.
AUGUCGUCUCCUCAAAUCCCCGAGAAGCAAUGGGCUCAGGUCAUCGAGAAGACUGGCGGCCCACUCGAGUACAAGCAGAUCCCCGUCCAGAAGCCUGGUCCUGAUGAGGUCCUCGUCAACGUUAAGUACACCGGUGUCUGUCACACUGAUCUUCACGCCUUGAACGGUGACUGGCCUCUCCCAACUAAGCUUCCUCUUGUUGGCGGCCACGAAGGAGCUGGUGUCGUUGUUGCCCGCGGUCAGCUCGUCUCCGAGGUGAACAUUGGUGACCAUGUUGGUAUCAAGUGGAUCAAUGGUACUUGCCUUUCUUGCGACUUCUGCAUGCAGUCAGACGAGCCUCUGUGCGCCAAGGCUCAAUUGUCCGGAUACACUGUCGAUGGUUCCUUCCAACAGUACGCUAUCGCUAAGGCCGCACAUGUUGCCAGACUUGACAAGAACGUUCCUCUGGACGGUGUUUCACCAGUUCUGUGUGCCGGUAUCACUGUCUACAAGGGCAUCAAGGAAUCUGGUGCUCGCCCUGGCCAGACAGUAGCCAUUGUUGGUGCUGGUGGUGGUCUCGGUUCUCUCGCUCAGCAGUACUGCAAAGCCAUGGGUAUCCGCACCAUCGCCAUCGAUGCUGGUGACGACAAGAAGAAGAUGUGCGAGGAGCUGGGCUCUUAUGCAUUCGUCGACUUUAGCAAGAGCCAGAACGUUGUCAAGGAUGUCCAGGCUGCCACUGAAGAUGGUCUUGGUCCCCACGCUGUCAUCCUCCUCGCCGUCUCCGAGAAGCCCUUCCAACAAGCCGCUGAGUACGUCCGUCCCCGUGGUACCGUUAUCUGCAUUGGUCUGCCCGCCGGUGCCUCCCUCAAGGCCCCUGUCUUUGAGUCAGUCAUCAGAAUGAUCACCAUCAAGGGUUCAUACGUCGGCAACCGCAGAGACACCGCCGAAGCCCUCGACUUCUACGCCAAGGGUUUGAUCAAGGCACCCUUCAAGGUCGUUGGUCUUUCGGAACUGCCCAAGGUCUUUGAGAUGAUGGAGAAGGGACAGAUCGCUGGUCGCUAUGUCCUCGAUACCUCAAAGUAA